Zeugodacus cucurbitae (melon fly) is the source of this 727-nucleotide messenger RNA. RefSeq names its product transmembrane protein 138. The record is from RefSeq and is a predicted model, not a curated record. Gene Ontology annotation, cellular component: cilium. Lineage: Eukaryota; Metazoa; Arthropoda; Insecta; Diptera; Tephritidae. Bases 109 to 597 code for a protein of 162 amino acids. The transcript is spliced from 4 exons.
UGACAAAAAAAAGAAACUCUUUGACGUCAAAGGAUUGCGUUACAAGUUGAUACAGCACCAAAAUAAACGUAUUUUAGUUAAAAAGUUAUUAUUUAAAAGUUGUUAAAUAUGAAGUUAACUUUACGACGUUACUCUUUGCUGUUGUGUCUGCAAUUUACCUUUUUAUUAGCCGAUUUGUUCUUCAACACCUUUGCGCAUAUUUUCCUCAAUGAAAAACUACAAUAUUCUAUUGUGUUGUAUGUAAUACAAGACGUCUUCAUUAUUUGUGAAUAUGUAUUUUUCACAUUUGCUGUGCAUUCCACCUGCGUUUAUGAAGUCGGCGGUGCUUCUGUCAUUUUCCGAAAUUGCAAGUUUUUCCUCAUCACAAUCCUUACAUAUUUCCUACUCUCGGCCACGCAACACUUAUGGAUUGUGUACAAUGUCAUGUGGGCGCCAGCUGCAGAUUGGUCAAGCACUUUAACAGCAUUGGCUUUCGUGCAACGCCUGGUGUCCUUUGUUUAUUACUACACAUGUAAACAUACGGCUUUAGUUGUAUCUGAUCCGCGUUAUUAUGAGGAAAAUAUUGAUUGGAUUGCCGAACAACUGAGUGAUAAGUAAAAUGGAUAUAAAUGUUAAUAUUAAACAGCCAAGCUAAAUGAAGCAACAUACAAUAACUUAAUUAAGUAAAAAAUUACGUUUUAAAAAUUGAUUCUCUCUAAUAAAACUCUCUAUCGCAAAAUGUAUAUAA